AAACGACAACAAAAGCGAAAUAGCCGCGUCGUCUCAAGUCUCAACCCCCACUCUCUCCUUCUCCACUCUCUGAGCUCCCACCACCACCACCGCCUCACGCCAAUUUCUCGCCCGUUUUACCGCGAUAUUCCCCCCCUCCAUCCGCCAAUUCUCUCUCUCCCCCUCACCGUCUCACGUACAAAACGUAUUAAAAAAAUUCAAAGUUUGAAUUCGGAUUUUUCUCUUCCGGAAUUCAAUUCGAUUCCGGAAAUCCGUAUUCUUUUGUUUUCGUAGUUUUUCUCUGAGAGAAAAAGAAUCGUUUCCGGAGCUUGCAGGUUUUGUUUGACAAAUAAAAAUAAAGCUUGAAGCUUUUGGUUUCUUCAGGAAUUGGGAAUGGUGGGGACGCGAUCUACUAUAUCCCUGGAGGAGGAUUUGGGUUCUGCACCUGGACCGGAGAAGCUUGAAGUUCCAGAGGAGAAGACGAUCAGGGAAGUUGUGAACGACUCGGGUGGGGGCCGGGCUGGCUCAGGUGGGUCCGGUCGGGGAAGUGCCGGCGGUAGAAGGAGUUUUGGGAGCCUGAACGUUGAUGUAUCUGAUGCUGAGGAGGGUUUGGUACAGCUGAAAGGGAAGGGGAGUGUUGAGAAGUUGGAGUCGGUUUGGAGUAACGAGAAGAAGGCGGUGAGUGGCGGUGCUGAGGCGGAGAGUGGAGGGAAAGGAAGAGGGGUUGGAGAAAAUGGGGGUUCUUUGGAUAGGAUUGGAGAAGGCCCUGAUGGGAUUGAGACUCUUGAGGCCGGGACUGAUGUGAACGGAGAGAUGGAAGAGAAUGGGAGCUGUUUGGAUGGGAUUGGAGGAGAUCCGGAUGGGAAAACUGAGGAGAUUAAUGAGGACAUGGAUGAUGAGGGACAUGAGUUUCUUGUUGGGGAUUUUGUGUGGGGAAAGAUUAAGAGCCAUCCGUGGUGGCCUGCACAAAUUUGUGAUCCUUCUGACGCUUCGGAGUAUGCCCUGAAAUUGAAGGCCAAAGACAGGCUCCUGGUGGCGUAUUUUGGGGACGGAACAUUUGCUUGGUGCAAUUCUUCGCAGCUGAAACCGUUUGAGGAGAAUUUUGGGGAGAUGUCUCGGCAGAGUAGCUCGAAGGCGUUUGUUAAUGCUGUGCAGCAGGCUGUGGAUGAGGUUGGAAGGCUUGUGAGGUUGAAGAUGAGUUGUAUAUGUGUAAAGGAAGAGUUCCUGGGUGAGGUUGGUCGGCCGUUGGCAGUAAAUGCCGGAAUUAAGGAAGGAGUUCGUGUGCCAGAAGGCAGGGUUGGGAAGCUUUUGGAUUGUGUUUCUGAGCCAGCAGAGCUUCUUGCUGAGUUAAAACGUGUUGCAGAAGUUAUGUCCAUGUCUAGUGAGCUUGAGCUGAAUGCUUUAAAGAGUUGGUUGUCUGCAUUUUAUUGUUCAAAAGGAGGGUAUCGUUUGCCUGUUUUCAUCGAAGCGCAGCCAGUUCCUGGUCUCGAGGAUGAUUGGAGGGAGGUGGAUGUCCCGUCCAAGGGCCAUUUGAAGACUGGUUUUCUUCUCCCAGAAAAACAGGACAAACUGAUCAACCUUGCGGAAACUAAGGAAGGAGCAACCUCAGAGAAAGCAGGGGCAUCAUCUGGACAGAACAAGCGGAAAGGUGGCGAGAAUCAUAGUGAGAGUAAUUUGACUUCUGAAUCCGGAAAGAGAAGGGCCAAGCUUUCAAAGACGCCAACAAGCUCGCAGAUGAAAAAACUUGCUAGUGUUGAAAAUGGUGCUAGUGAAACUAAGAAGGGUGUCUUAACAAGGAGCAGGAAGAAGGAUGAACGUAUUGCAAUUGAUGGCAAUGGUGGCGAGACCAAAGAAGAAGCUGGCGAUAGUCCUGCUUCAAGAGACGAGGAAUUGCGCAGUGGCGUCGACAAGAGAGAGGAAAAGGAGCAAGUACUUGUCCCCUCCCUUCAUAAAUCUAAGACUGGAAAACGGAGUCUAGACAUUGAAGUAGAAUCUCUGAAAGUUUCUAAUGACAACCUUGUUGGGUCACCGAAGAUUCUGAGUCCUUUCACGGAGACAUUACAGAAGAAAGACUCUACAGAACUUAUUGGGAAUGAGAUAACUGGUGGCUCGAGUUCGAAAAAACCUUCAGAAGAUGAGAAGAGCAUUGAUCCGAUGAAGGCUAAUGUAUCUACUCAUAAAGUGCUAUCUGGACUCCGCUCUGCAGCUGUUAAUCCAUCAUCUCGAGUAGAAAAGAAAUCCUUUAAGAUUGUUGGGGAUUUCGUGGCCAUAUUCAGAGACUCGAUUUAUCACAAUGGCUCCAACUACGAACUGUACAAGAAGAAGCAACCGCAUAAGAAGAGAAAGAAGUUAGAAUCUGAACCUGGCUCAAUGGGGAAAGACCGAAAUCAGAUCACAGAAAAGCAAACUGAAUCUGGGAAGAAGAGAACCAAGAAGAGCAGUGAGACAAAGUCCGAUAAGUCUACACCAGGGCAAGCUACUGAGACAUCAGGUUCAGAGCCUGGUAAGCGAAAAUCAAAGAAUGCUUCUGGAACUCCGGAUUUGAAGAAAAGGCGUAAGAAGACCGAUGAAACAGCUUCACCGGCAUCCCUUUUUGUGACAUUUGGCCCUGGGUCCUCUCUCCCCACAAAAUCCGAUCUUAUCAAGAUUUAUGGUAAAUUCGGAGAGCUGGACGAAACAGAAACAGAGAUGUUCUACACCAAUUUCUGCGCUCGUGUUUCCUUUGUAAAAUUUGCCGAUGCACAAGAGGCCUUCAACCAUUCGCAAAAUGACAGUCCGUUCGGAGCUGCCAAUGUCACUUUCCGGCUUCAUAAUCUGGCAGCUGCUUCGAAGGUUCGCGAGCUGAGUGAAAUAUCCAAUUCUGCUCCUGCCAAGAAGUCCAGAGGCAAGACCAGAACCCAGGCAUUAGCUUCACAGCCACCCACCGCUGUUGGUGAGGCGUCACAAGUCGACUUAAUCAAGCAGAAACUGGAGAGGAUGACCUCAAUGCUGGGUGAUUCAAAUGGCCAAGUGUCGGAUGUGACGAAAUCGAAACUGGAGAGCGAGAUAAAGGAGCUGUUGGGGACGGUAAGCACGAUGGUAUAGUCGUCGUCGUAGACGAGCUUCUCUGCUAGGGUAAUUUGAACCUUUUGUUUCGGCACACAAUCCCAGUCAUGUUAUAUAGUUAGUGAGCGAGCGCGUAUGCAGGCGAAGUUAGUAUAACUCUAUGUAACUAGUUGCUUUGGCCUAUAAAUAUAGAUAUCAAAAGGAGUUAUGUUUGAUGUAAA
This is a messenger RNA of Pyrus x bretschneideri (Chinese white pear), 3245 nucleotides long. RefSeq names its product PWWP domain-containing protein 3-like. Bases 373 to 3063 code for a protein of 896 amino acids. The record is from RefSeq and is a predicted model, not a curated record. Lineage: Eukaryota; Viridiplantae; Streptophyta; Magnoliopsida; Rosales; Rosaceae. The transcript is spliced from 4 exons.